UCCUUUUGUCCGUUCCAAUCCACAUUGUCAAUCCGUCUCAGUCAAGCACAGUAAGGCUGCACCCAACUGUCUCGCUAGGAACACCACACCCAUCCCCUCCUAGCAACCCAUCGCAUCUCUCUACCUGACCACCUCCGUCAUCUCCUUUCCCCGCGGACACCUGCUACAUACGUUCCCAAUUGACAACUCAACAAGCCCAACUCAAUAUACUACACCCCCAUUCCUAAACCUCCAGCACAGCAACCGCAACAAUGGCCCAACUCAACUACCGCACAAUCAACAUCGAUGUCCUGGACCCCGAGUCCUCGAUCAACUUCCCCAUGGAGACUCUCCUCCCACCCACUCUCCCCGCCCCGACGACCUCCGGUGCCGCCGCCUCCGUCGUAAACCAGGUGCGCCAGCUCCUCCGCAGCGGCGACAACGAGGGAGCUCUACGGUACGUGCUCGAGACGGCGCCGCUGGGUGGCGAUGACCGCGCAAAGGAGGUGCAUUUGGCCGCUGUCGUGGAGGUCUUGCAGGGUAUUCGUCAGGGAGAGAUGAGUCGCGUGCUGGAGUCUGUGUGUACCGGUGAGGGUGGGUCGGAGAGAGCGGAUUCUUUGAUGAAGUAUUUGUACAAGGGCAUGGCGGCGCCAGCUCCCAGUAGCGCGGCACAGUCGCCUCGCAUGUCGCCGCAGAGUACGGGAUUCUCGCAGAUUCAGGCCCGCAAUCUGGGUGAGGGAGGUGGUGGACAGCAGAUGAGUGUGUUGUUGAACUGGCAUGAGAAGUUGGUGGAGGUUGCGGGGACGGGGUCGAUUGUUAGGGUCAUGACGGAUCGGAGGACUGUUUAAAUUGCAUGAUUCUUGUUGUGUUUUGAUCUGGGCUGUUGUAUGU
Messenger RNA from Aspergillus piperis CBS 112811, 870 nucleotides. Its product is annotated as actin-related protein 2/3 complex subunit 5 family protein. The transcript has 3 exons. Gene Ontology annotation, biological process: Arp2/3 complex-mediated actin nucleation; regulation of actin filament polymerization. The record is from RefSeq and is a predicted model, not a curated record. Gene Ontology annotation, cellular component: actin cytoskeleton; cytoplasm; Arp2/3 protein complex. Gene Ontology annotation, molecular function: actin filament binding. Lineage: Eukaryota; Fungi; Ascomycota; Eurotiomycetes; Eurotiales; Aspergillaceae. Bases 252 to 827 code for a protein of 191 amino acids.